GUCUUUAGCAGUGUGAGAACCCCUGUAUUUUAUAGAACACACAGAAGAUGAGACGUCACAUGGUGGGAAGGGAGCUGUCCAGACGAUGGGAACUAGAGAGAAAGGAUGCUAAGCGGGCUGAAGCCAGGCUCAGCCUGAGACUCCUCAGCCUGGAGGAGAGCCGGCUCUAUCGCAUGAACACAGUAGCCUGGGAGCAGAGGCAGCUGCAGAAAGAACUGGAGAAGCUGAGACAGGGUAACUCCAAGAAAAAGUUCUCAUCUUUUGGGGUUUUACUUGGGACUCAGAAGAAGCCAGAAAUUCCUAUGAUUCUCCAGCAGGGAGGUCAGAGGCACAGAACUGCUGAACCCGGUGGCAUUAGAAUAGAAACUCAUCUGCUCCAAACCAAGGAAUAUGAAACCUCCAAACCUAUCAAGAUACCAAGUCCGCAUCCCAUGGACUGCAUAAAGAACAAAGAAGAGGCAUUUUCUCAAAGCCCCAGGGCCUCCAGCUCUCUUGAAAGUGGACCAAAAGCCCCAAAGAGAAGCUCAAUCACAGUCGUUAACCCACCCCAGGACAGAGAUUCCAUCAACCAACCACAAGGCAUCUUGGCUGACCUCCAGAAACCCAAAGCCUUCAGCAAAGCAGAACAAGCCCCUGGUGCUCCCCCAGAUGAAAGUGAGGUGAUAGAAAUCAUGGAGGCCAGUCCUGGUGGGGGUGUUGGCCCAAAGCCUAGCAGUCAUACUGGAAAAUACGGCUCUACCCCAGGUAGAGAGAUGCCUCCCUUUGAUCCCAAAGCCUAUACUCUCUACAGCUACCUCAGGACAGUGGACACAAUGCCAACCUACUUGGAACUCUUUGCAAAGGUCAAGAAUGCCCGCUACCUCCGGCAUAGAGUACCCCCUGAAUUUGAGAGGGAGCUCAGUGUUGGAGAAAUAUUUGGACAUGAAACAUGCUUACACCCCAGAGAAGGAAGCAUGUCUGAUGAAAGUCUAAGCAUUUGAAGGGCCUCUCUGGCCUCACUUGAGUUCAGCUGACCAAUAACAUGCUAGAAUCUCUAGCUAGAUGGACCCUUAAGACAUCUUCAGUUGGAAGGAGAAAAAAACAAAAACAAGGGCAUGACACAACCCAACAUAGAAAUCCCAUAAUUCAUUUCUUCUUCUGUGCUAUAUGAAUAGAACUAGGAAGACUACUAAACUUAUCCACUACAUGAAAAAGAAGCCUUCUGAAAAACUGUGAUACUACAUAGAUGCUAAAUUAUGCUCACAGUAAGAAUCUACAUUUAGAUCUGUGCCUGAAGGGAAACAUUUUGAUUACACAUCCGCCAUGUCUGUCUUGAGGAUCUUCUGGUGCUGCCAUCUACUGGCAAGGCGACUGAACGUGCUCUCCUUAA
This is a messenger RNA of Dromiciops gliroides (monito del monte), 1369 nucleotides long. It is a transcript of the gene CCDC190, whose product is annotated as coiled-coil domain containing 190. The transcript has 4 exons. Bases 48 to 980 code for a protein of 310 amino acids. The record is from RefSeq and is a predicted model, not a curated record. Lineage: Eukaryota; Metazoa; Chordata; Mammalia; Microbiotheria; Microbiotheriidae.